CCCCGUUCUGGUGCCUCCUGGGCCCUCCCGCAGCCUCCAGGGGCCCGCAUGGAGCUCUCCUGGCCAGGCUCGAUGGCUGCCUGGUCGCUGGCUGCCGCCCGCAAUCGCGCGCGCGCGCGCCGGCGAGGGCCGCCACGGGGGGGGCGCGGCGGCCCUUUCUGGGGCUCAUGCAGCUUCGCAGGGUGAGCUUGCCGGCGCUCGCAGAUGGUUGCGUCUCGGAGGCGCAGCGACUGCGCGAUGCGCUAUGUGGCCCUGGCUUCUUCGCCUGCGACGGCGCGGCCGGCUUUGCUGCUGCCUGUACUGCGGUACCCGCGGACAGCAGCCAGAGCUCUGCCGUCGCAUCGAGGGCGCGCAUCGGCCCCUGCGGCGGCGUACUGCAGGAGGCCUACCGCGCAAGCCGCCAGCUGCAUGCCGCCGAGGCUGCCUUGGGAGAGGCGGCGCGCUGGACGCAGCGGAAGCCGCUGGACGCGCCGCGCCGGUGGUGGUUCACGGUGGCCGCCGGGCGAGGCCUGCCCGAGUGCGAGGAGUACCCCGGCGUCGCCGCCGCCCUCCGCGCCGCAGACGCGCUGUUCGCUGCACCAGCGGGGGCCCUGGCAGAGGCCGCGGCCGCCGCCCUCGGGCUGCCGGCAGGGGCGCUGCGCGGAGCGGCCGCUGCGGCGAUGCUGCGGGGGUUGCGCUACCGGCCAACGGACGGCCACGGGCUGGGCAUUUCCGAGCACGUGGACUUUGGGGACUUCACGCUCUGCCACGGGGACGGCCCUGGGCUGGAGGCGAGGGCCGUGGAGGCGGGGGUGCAGCGGUGGCUGGCACUGCCGCCCGGCCAGCUGCUCUUCCUGGCCGGGCCUGGGCUGGAGAAGAAGAGCGCGGGGGCCGUGCGCGCGGUCAGGCACCGCGUGGCGGCGGGGGCGGCGGAGCGCUUCUCGUUCUGCCGGCUGCAUCGGCCUUCUGGGGCGGCCCUCGGAUUGUGGCUCGCUUCCCCCCCGGGGCCGUUGGGGGACGGCAAGGCCGAGCGCAGCGUCGUGACCAGUCCCCUUCAGUCCCUGCUGCACGGCAGCGCAUUGGAAAGAACCUCGCUGCCAGGUCCGACGAUCAGCGAUGGACGCUUUUGUUCUCUUGGAGGGACCGCGGAGGCCCCUCCACGCCCUGUGGGCGAUGCCGGCAGCUGUGUAUGAUUCAGGCAUCCAUGGAUCGCUAAUCCAUGUUUGCGCGCCCCCGAUCCUCGUCAUCCUCGCCGUCGGGAGGCCGCCGUAGGAAGUCUCCGUGAUAAGGGUAGGUCGACCAUGCCAGAUCAGGGGUACCAUUGUGUCCUGCGCCUGGUUGCGCAUGCCAUCAAGGGAGGACGGCUGCGCAUGCCGAUUGUGUCCGCGUCUCGCAGAUGACGUCUUUCAGCACCCAGCACUUGGCGUGAGCCCACGGCAGAGCGGGACGCAGAAAUUGUGCGGUGGCGAAGACGGAGCGGAAAAGUUGCAUGCGGGCAUGCCAGCCCUGGAGUCGCAACGAGAUCAGCGCUGGGCCAACGCGGCCAACGGA
This is a messenger RNA of Prorocentrum cordatum, 1530 nucleotides long. The record is from the annotation of a GenBank genome assembly. Lineage: Eukaryota; Dinophyceae; Prorocentrales; Prorocentraceae.